AGACGAGUCUUUUUCAUCAUUUUCGUAUCAAGAUGAUCAGGCUAUACCACGUUCUCGUAGGACUUUGCGGUCGUGUAACUGUAUUCUGAAUCGUCUAAAGAUGAACUUCCUCAAAUCUUACCACCGCUGCUCCGACCUCCACAGUUUCCAGCACGGUUACCAAGAACGAGAUCGCCUCCACAAUAACUGCUGCGGAGCUUGUGUACUGCUUUACGACUUCGAUGGAGAGCUGAACGCCAAUUCUGGUCGUUGUUCGUCUGCAAUUUCAUGUCCUAAUUUAAUGCGGUCUGUAUCGCACGUUGUAGACAGAACUCAUUGAGGUAGGUAGACACACAGAUUAUUACAACAGCAUUCAUUUUCAAUCUGAAUCAUGUAAAACAAUCAAUGCUUACCAUCGUUAGUCGAGCCUAAAUCUAAAUCAUCUUCAUCCCAUAACUACAGCCCCGGAACCGUUCCCUACGUCGAUCAGCUGUAAGAGCAUUUGGCGGUGGAGGCGGUGCUACCACCUCUGUGUCCAUGACCUGGUCCGGCGUUCUUUUCGGCCAUCCGCUUGUGCUCGCGGUUGGUGGCGCUAGCGGUACCUUCACCGUACAGUCCGCCACCGCGGCUGCCAGCGACAGCGCCAAGAACUUGAUGGUCGCGGCCAACGACAGCAUCUUGGCCACCUUUUCUGUGACCUGCGCAAUCGUCUUCCAGUUGACCACCGAUUUCACCGGAACCAACUUCUCGAGCUAUAAGUUUCGUGUCCACCACCACCUGCACGGUCACCGCUGCGCCAGCCGCCGCAGCGGCUUCCAUCGCCAGUAGCCUGUCCACGAUCUUCCCGGCGGUCUCUGCCAUCGUCGCCAACAUGCUCUUCAUGCUCGAAGUCGGUCUUGCUUAUCCGAUGUGGAUUGAAGAGUUCUGUCAGAAGGGGAAGAUGAUUAAAGAAGGGGAAUGUACAGGAGAAUGUUCAGCAGAAGUACCUUAAAAAGCGACCUUUUCUUUACGUCGGGAGGGGAUGGACACACAAUGAGUACAAACAUGGGCUCUUUUCUUGGGGGAAUUUUAGAUUGAAGUAGAUGCGUAGUUUGCUAACUCUCUAAAUCUACUUGCUUGGCACGGGAGAUAUUCCUUUGGUCUAAAUUCCUAAGAUCCUUCCUUACGCUUUACAUCAGUAUCGUCUUGUUGUCGCUGUUAGCCUUGGCGACUUUAUGCAUUUUAACCAGAUGCUUUCGAGGUUAGACGUACGUUUGCUCUCAGCUACUGCCUAGACGUUUGAACAUCAUCAUCAUGGUUUCUACUCUUGAAUUUAUCGAAAUAGCAGGCGUGCGCAUACUUUCAUUGGUAACCUUCUUGGCUACUUGAUCUGAUCAUGUUCUUGGCCACGGAUGAAGACGACCGGAAGUAGAGGAUUUCAUCACGAUAUAUGCUUCUGCUCUCGGUCAUCUCGGAUCGGCCAUACCAAACAUAAUCAUAAGUAAUAUUUAGAUCAUUAUAUUCUUCAGAGCCCUACGAGAAGCCGAUGUGGCUUAGGCGCCCUCACAGACAGCACUUAUUUGCAUUCGAUUGUCACCCAUGCAUUUCCUGAACUGGAGCCAGAAGCUGUAUGAGCUUUCUGCACACGAAGAAAGUUCUGCUCUUCGCUCUACUCAGGUUCAACUUCUCUGGCUCAUGUUGCUUCGACGUCUGAUUUUUACAUAGUGUAGGAGACAUGUAGUGGAAGAGUUCGACUUCUAUUCUUAGGAAUCCGGGGAGGUCUUUCUUUUUUGAGAGUAAAUACCAUACCAGCAUAUCUCACGGCGUGUAUAGAACGCUAUCCAUUCAUCGGCAAUAACAUCUAUUUGAGGAUCAUUUUGUGCAUUUUCGCGGUGGCUACUGAAGAUUAGUCGUUGAUUGACGUUAGGUAUCAUCCUCUUCCGGAUGCGCCUAUGUUACGGUAAAAGUGAAGUCUUGUUUCUAUAGUAUACUUUUUGAGCUUUUUUUGUUCGUUGUUUUAGCUUUACUAGGUUUAGUAGCCCCAAAUCUUCAGCAUCCUGAUCCUAUCCAGCGUACCUAGUCCAUUUGGAAGUCGGUAGUAACUGCAUUUCGAGACAGUGCCCUCGUAACUUGCCGAGAAGGACAGACAAGAGAUCAUCUUUGCCGAAGAUGUUUCUUCGCGUUCGAAUAGUGGCCACUAUCUCCGAAUGUUGAUGCAUCCAUUCUUGUCACGUUCGGUGCAUGCGGCAUCCAUACAACUUGCCCAUACAGCUCUGCAACAUCCGGCAUGUUUUGAAAGGCAGUCAGGGACGACUUGACACAUUGUGCAUGCAUGGUGGUGUUCCGAAGAUGGAUC
This is a messenger RNA of Amoebophrya sp. A25, 2314 nucleotides long. The record is from the annotation of a GenBank genome assembly. NCBI's taxonomy places the organism in Eukaryota, Dinophyceae, Syndiniales, Amoebophryaceae.